Ichthyophthirius multifiliis is the source of this 1338-nucleotide messenger RNA. RefSeq lists its product as hypothetical. NCBI's taxonomy places the organism in Eukaryota, Ciliophora, Oligohymenophorea, Hymenostomatida. Gene Ontology annotation, cellular component: cytoplasm. Gene Ontology annotation, biological process: RNA surveillance; ribosome disassembly; nuclear-transcribed mRNA catabolic process, non-stop decay. The transcript is spliced from 3 exons. The record is from RefSeq and is a predicted model, not a curated record.
AUAAAAAAAUAUAUAAAAAAUAAUGAAGGAUAUUUAACAAUAAUGCCAAUAGAAGAAGAGGAUUAUUGGUACAUAUAUAAUUUAGUAUCUUAAGGAGAUUUAGUCCGUUCAAGCACUUAUCGUAAAAUACAACAACAAUCAGCCACAGGAGUUAUAAAAAACUUCAAAAAAAGAAUUAGUUUGACAUUAAAAAUAGUAUCCAUAAAUUAUUACGCCGGUGAGUUCUUACUCCUAUCUUUAAAAGGAAGGAAUUGUAAAGAAAAUGAAUAUUUGAAAAUGGGUUAAUAUCACACUUUUUCUUUAGAACUAGAAUAAUAAUUAACUAUAAUAAAAAAAAACUGGGAUGCCUAUCAUUUUAAAAUAAUAAAAGACAUAUCAGACCCUACACAUGAUGCAGAUGUAAGUGCAUUUAUAAUGGACGAAGGAGUUGCCCAUUUGUGUUUUGUCAAAUAAUCAUUAACAUUAAUAAAAUAAAAAAUAGAAAAAAAUAUCCCAAAAAAAAAAAGUGGAUAUGAAAAACAUAAUAGUGCAUUAUAGUCUUUCUUCCAACUUUGUUUUGAAGUUUUGUUAAAAAUAGAUUUUUAAUAAAUUAAAUGUUUAAUUAUUGCAUCUCCAGGUUUUAUAAAAGAUGAAUUUUAUAUAUAUAUUAAAGAGCAAUUCUAAAAAGCAGAAUAUAUAUAAUUUGCUAAAAAACAAAAUGUUAUUCCAAAAAUUAUAUUAGCGAAAUCGUCUUCAGGCUAUUUAAAUAGUCUAAAUGAAAUAUUAGCGCUUCCAGAAAUACAAAAAUAAUUAAAAGACACAAAAGCUGUUAAAGAAAUAGAAGCUUUAGACGAAUUUUACAAAGCUAUGAGCAUUAACCCAGAUUAAGUCUGUUAUGGUCAAAAACACGUUUUUUAGGCUUUUGAUGAAAAUGCAGUUAAAGUCCUUUUAAUAAGUGACAGUUUAUUUAGGACAAAAGAUUUGGAAUAAAGGAAGAAAUAUAAUGCUUUUGUAAAAAAGGCUUAAAAUAAAAACAUUGAGACUCACAUUUUUUCUAGUUUACAUAAUAGUGGUGAAAAGCUUAAUUGUUUAACAGGAAUUGCUGGUAUUUUAAGGUAUCCAAUGAAUUUAGAAAAUGAAGAAAACGAAGAAUUAGAAAUUAUAGAGGAGAAUUUUAGAGUUAAAAAAGAACAUAAUGAUGAUGAAGAAGAAUCAUAAAUUGAUUAAAAGUAAGAAAAUAGUCAAAGUAUUUCUAAUAUAUCCUAAGAUAUAGCUGAUAUGGGUUUAAAUGAUUCCGAUAAUGAAUAAUAAAUAGAAGAAGACGAAGAAAAAAAUGAUAAUGAAGAUAGAAAUAAUUGA